GGGAUUUAUGAAGGGUACUGCACUGGUAGCUUUAAACAAAAGACCACGAUCGAGACACAAAGACACUGACAAUCUGAAAGAAGUUGAAUACUGAGUUACUGUGCAGUCUCAGAGGUGCCCUGCUUAGUCAAGUGACUGAUAGGAUUUAAUCAGUCUGGAGCAGCUUUAUGCCAUGGAGGCGAUGCACUUGCUGGACAACUGGAGAAAGGAUCUUCAUGUGUCGCAGGGAGCUGGGGAAAGCUCAGUGGACAUGGACCGCUUGAACAGGAACAUGCCUGAGUGUGGACGGCAAACUCACCAGGUUUUACAGAGCACACCUCUGGACCUGAUCGAGACUGGAAAGGGGCUGAAGUUCCAAGCAGAGCGCCCCCACCUGGUCAGCUUGGGGAGUGGACGAUUGAGCACAGCAAUCACCCUGCUGCCUCUGCCUGAGGGCCGGACCACUCUGGGUCAUGGACCCAUGGACAUCAACAUCCAGGGUCCUGGUGUGGCAGCUCAGCACUGCUACAUAGAGAACAGGUCAGGGGUUAUUACACUGCACCCAUGUGGGAACCUCUGUGCUGUUGAUGGGAUCCAGCUCAAACAGCCCACUCGCCUUUCACAAGGCUGUAUGCUGUGUUUUGGCCAAUCAGCCUUCUUUCGCUUUAACCACCCUGAGGAAGCCUUCAGGAUGAAGAGUAUGAUGCCCCAAGGAGGGAGUGUCUCCACUGGGGACUACAGACUGUGUGCAGACACAGGGAACUUGGUCAAUGGGAAUCACCAGGCCAGUCCAGCCCAGUGUCCCCCAGCUCCUGGAGAAAGAGUCCAAUCCGAGCACAGCGCUAUCGUCAGCUCUAUUGAGAGGGACCUCCAGGAGAUCAUGGAUUCCCUAGUCAUGGAUGACCCCCAGCCUACUUCAUCGGAGGCCAAAAAGCCUGCUGGAGGCCAGCCAAUAGCUCAUUCCCCCCUGUCACCCAUGGUCAAUGGAGGGGGCCGGUAUUUGUUGUCCCCUCCUACGAGCCCAGGGGCCAUGUCUGUGGGGUCCAGCUAUGAGAACACAUCCCCUCCUUUCUCCCCACUCUCCUCCCCCUCAGCAGCCAGCAGUGGAAGCUUUACAAGCCCGUCUCCUAGUGGAGGACCCCAGGACCAGAGUUCUUCUCUACCGCCAGUGCCUGUACGUUCCUCUAGUUACAACUUCACCACCCAGCCUCCACCUGUACCACAGCCACGGACUAUACUGCCUAACUUCAGCAGCAGUGGGGUGAGCCAAAAGGUUCAGGAAAGCCCCAGGCUGCAGCGAAAAGUCUUAACAGACGCUCCUCCAAGCCCCAAGCCAAGCCACAGAGGAUUAGGCCAAGAUGGGUCUGAGAGCCCUCGACAGACCUCGCUUCUGUCCUCCAGUGAAUCUCUCAGUAGUAGAAAUGCUGUGCCAAGUAGCCCCAGGCUCACACCCAAGUUUCCUAGCUCUCCAUCCCCAUCACCUUCCAGCCCAAGGACCAAGACUACAACAGUGCUCCAAGAAAGACCUGCCAGCCCCUUCAGAGAACAGACCCCUCUAGCUGAUUGCGCUCUUGCUUCCAGCCCCUCCAGGCAGCUUUCCCAACCUGCCAGAGGGUUCCAGCCUCCUCUGGACCCCAUCGUCCACAUAAUCCAAGGAUCGCCCCUCCAGCAGCAUCCUCGCUCAUUGCAGCCCCCAGAAAGCCCUCGCUUAGCCAGGAGGAAUGUGGAGCUGAAUGGGGGCAGUGGAGGGAGCACUAGUAUGAGAGAGUUGCCACCUUUAAGUCCCUCCUUGGCUCGUAGAGGAGUUCCAGUUCUCCCAGGGGCACUUCCAGGGACAGUCACCACAUUGAGGACUCCAGACAGUCCCUCAAAUCUGGGCAAGGUUGUUCCAGAGAGUCCCCGACUUCGGCGUAAAACUGGAUCGAUAUCAGAGGAGCAAACUUGCAGCAGAGGGAUCCGAGCCCGCAGUCCAUCACCUACCUCUAUGUUGACGGAGGGCAGUGUUGGGGGCGCGGGGGUACGGAAAGCGAGCUUUGGGAAUUCCUUGUCUCCUGCUUACAGUCUCGGCUCCCUGCCGGGCUCCUCUCCCGUAGCCAGUCCGAGGACCCACAGAAAGAUGUCCGCAGGGAGACCACACCCUGGUAUGCGGGAGAGGAAGAACAGCAUCACUGAGAUCAGUGACAAUGAGGACGAUCUGCUGGAGUAUCACCGACGUCAGAGAGAGGAGAGGCUUCGAGAGCAGGAGAUGGAGAGACUGGAGAGACAGCGACUAGAGACCAUCUUAAACCUCUGUGCUGAAUACAACAAAGGCGACAGCACCGGCCUGGACCCACUUUGCUCAGGGAGGUUGGGUUUCCCUGGAAGUCUGGCCGAUGGCUCCGGGCGGAGACCAUCAAUGGAGAAUGUCCUGGAAGGGACAGCAUGCUCAACCACACUCCGUCUGGCACAGAGACAGAGGGAGAGUGAUGAGGAGAACCUGAAGGAGGAGUGUAGUAGCACAGAGAGUACUCAUCAGGAGGUGAGGACAUCUCCUGCUCCCAGCACAGCAUCUGCACUGCACAAUGGAGAAAGACAGGUCAGACAUGAUGACCCUUCCAGCUCGGGCAGUGCUGGUCGUUUGGAGCUGGGCUACCUGGAAGACGAGCGGGUCCGUGUCCUGGCUCGGAUAGAUGAGCUCAAAACCCGACUUACAGAACUAGAGCAACAACUCCAAGAGUCCAAACAAGAGGCUGAGAUGGAGCGUGCCUUACUACAGGGUGAAAGGCAGGCAGAGCUUGACCAGAUAGAGGCUGAAACAGACAUCAUUGCUCAGCUGCAGCACAAACUGGACGAGCUGGAGAACGCCAUCCAAAGAGAGAAGGACAAGGAGAGGGCUAAUGUUGAGGCUGAGCGCCGGGUUCUGCAGGGCCUCCAGGAGGGCUACGCUGAGCUGAAGAACCAGCUUCAUAAUUGUCCCGAGUCCCUGCGGGAACAGUUGCAGGAACAGCUCAAGAGGGAUGGAGAGGCACUGGAAGCAGGAACUAAAAAAUUUGAGGACCUGGAGUUUCAGCAGUUGGAGAGAGAAAGCAGCUUGGAGGAGGAGCGAGAAACAAUCAGCCAGCAGCUGCUCCAGGAGAGAGCCGAGUACCAACACAGUGUGGCCAAGAGGAAGGACAAGGUGUCAGCUCUGGAGAACCAGGCCAGCCAGCUUGGCCUGCAGGCAACUCAGGAGUGUGAGCGGCUGGCCAAAGACAGAACACUCACACUGCAAAUGCUCCAAAAGGAAAAGGAGAGGCUGUCGGCCCUGGAGAAGAGAUACCACAGUCUGACUGGAGGAAAAGGCUUCCCCAAGUCUUCCACUGCAAUGAGGGAGGAAUAUAUGAAGCUGUCGGAUGUCUAUAAGAUGUACGGCAGCAGUGGCCACCUUGAAAACAGCAAGCCCAACUCGCACGGCCGCUCAUGUGCCAUAGAUGCUGUGUUAGCUGGCACCUGUGAGGUCUUCCGCUCUAAAUUGGACAGUGAUCCGGGCUUUUCUCUCCUUCAGCCUAAAUCUGGCUCUGCUUCCCCGCUGCAGCACGGAGCAGCAACAUUAGGGCGCAGCACAGGCUCCAAGAGUCCCCUGCUGGCGGUCGGCAGCACCGGAAGUCUCCCCAGGAACCUGGCUGCAACCCUGCAGGACAUCGAGACCAAGAGGCAGCUGGCGCUGCAGCAGAAAGAGCACCAGACCUUCAGACAGAACGCCAUAGAGGGAAGCUCAGCAGGUCAGCAGGUGAUUGAUGAGCAGCGCCGCCGUCUGGCUGAGCUCAAACAAAGAGCAGCAGCAGAAGCUCAGUGCCAGUGGGAGGCCCUCCACGGCUCCCAGCCCCAUCUCAUGACUUCGUCCUCCCCAUCUCCCUCCUACUCCCCUGUCAUGGCCUACAGCCCCGCGCUGAGCCACAGUUCCUUGGGCCCCCAUCAUCUGGUUCACCACUCCAUCCUGCACCACCAGCCCCCAUCAGCUGGAGAGCAGCCCUAUGACACCCUCAGUCUGGAGAGCUCAGACAGCAUGGACACCAGUGUGUCCACUGGGAACAAUUCAGCCUGCUCGCCUGAUAACAUGAGCGGUGUUGGAGGCAUGGACGCGCUGAAGAUUGAGGAGAUGGAGAAAAUGCUGAAGGAGGCGCAGCUGGAGAAAGCCAGACUUAUUGAAUCGCGGGAACGAGAGAGCCUGGCUCGCCGUCAGAUGCUCGAGGAGGAGAGGAGGAGGAGGGAGGAGGCGGAGAAAAGACUGCAGGAUGAAACUUUCCACCGGCAGCAGCUAGUGGAGAAGGAAGUCAAGAUGAGGGCCAAGAACUUCUCACAGGCCCGUCCUAUGACUCGCUACCUGCCCAUCAGGAAGGAGGAGUUUGAUUUGCGCUCGCACAUCGAGUCAUCUGGUCACAGUGUGGAGACGUGCUAUCACGUCAUCCUCACUGAGAAGAUGUGCAAGGGCUACCUGGUGAAGAUGGGAGGCAAGAUCAAGUCCUGGAAGAAACGCUGGUUCGUCUUUGAUCGCCUCAAAAGGACUUUCUCAUACUAUGUUGACAAACAUGAGACCAAGCUGAAGGGAGUGAUCUACUUCCAGGCUAUAGAAGAGGUCUAUUACGAUCACCUGCGCAGUGCCACAAAGAGCCCCAACCCCUCCUUGACUUUCUGUGUCAAGACACACGACCGCCUCUAUUACAUGGUGGCCCCCUCAGCUGAGGCCAUGAGGAUGUGGAUGGACGUGAUUGUCACGGGAGCAGAGGGGUACACACAGUUCAUGAACUAAGAGGAGCACUAGGAGCGCAGAUGAUGAGCAGGUAGCUUCGGCAGGGACUCUCCCAUCACAGACAUGCAGGCUCUUCCUGUUUCCAGUACUCCGGACGUAUCGCCUUGUUACUUUUUGUUUUAAAUCUAACACCUUUGUUUUCACCAUGUAGAUGUUUCCACCUUCGCAUUUUCUAUUUGUUUCUGUUUGGAUUUAAAAAGGGAGGACACACACACUUACACACACUUCUGUAUAUAAACCAAAUGUAAACCUGUCAAAGACUUUAUUACAAAGCCUUUCUAUAUUGCCAAAUGGAGAUCUUGUAGUUAACUGUUUGUUGAACCUUUUGUAUUAUUUGUUCCUUUUCUUUCUUUCUUGUUUUUUACUUGUAGAAAAAAAUUGCCAAAUGACAAGAUGCCAAUGUUUUUCUUUGAGUGUUCCAUCAUGACUUUGUUAGACAGGAAUAGUUCAAAGCGUGUAAUCACUUUAGAAAUAUUUGGGGGAAAAAAAAUCUUAUUUACAAUGUGUAAAUCUGAGAAAUACUGUAAUCAGUGAACCAGCAGGAGCUGGAGAGGAUCUGAGCAUGUUUGUGUGUAACAGUGAAAAACAGCGGAGGUCAGCAUCCUCAAUGUCCUCAAAUUCACCUGACUGCUGCUCAAACUAUAGACGAAUCCAAUCAGUACCCACAGCUACACCCACAGCUCCGCCCUGUUCAUAUUACCAAAGUAACUGGAAGUUAUUUUGUUAGACUUUAACCCACAACACUCAGGAGUUCACUCUGCACUUCUCAGAAAGGUUUGACCAAUAUCGGGUUGGGAAGGUAUCAGUAUUGAAGCUGCUUAUUGAUGAGGUUUUGUGUAGUAUUUGGUGCAUUAAAACUAUGACAUUACAGUACUUUAGAAAAGUACUUUACAAUACUUUAGGCUUCACAGCUAUCAAGAGCUGGUAAGAGUUUAAGUUUAAAGCAACCCAUAUGCAUACAAUGCAUUUAGCUAAAGCCAGAAAAGAGCUUAGUAUGAAGUGUGUAAAAACCAGUCGUGGUUUUAGUGUACCUCUUGAUCCAGUUGGUGGCUUUCCCACUCACUCUUUAUAGUAAGCUAGCCAUUUCCUUUGCUUUAUUCUUGGUUCUAGGUGUUUUGUAUUGAGCUAAAUCUAGCUAGCUUUCUUAGCAGACUGAAAAUGGGGAAACCUCAUGCCUGACUGAGUUCUAAAAGUGUUGCUUUUAUAGCUGGUAGGCACUUGGGGUCUGUCCAAAGGUAAAAACUAACGUGCUCUUUCCCUUUGCUUCCAGUCGUUCUGCUAGUCUAAGCUAUCGCUCAUAUUUUACUCUUUAAGAGGACCUGAUUUUCUUUCUUUUCAGGAUCAUAUACACAAUUGGAUGUAUACUUGUUCAUAACAAAAUGGCCAAAAUUUUCUAAAAAGUUAAAAGUAAUCCUUCAACCAAAGUCUCUUCAGUCAUUUUCAUUAUUUUUCAAAUAAUAUGUCUUGACAAGCUGACCAGCUCUUCACAAAAUUCCUUAAUCAGUCAUCUGCUCUAGGCACAGUAAACCUAUCAAGUGCAAGCAUUACAGCUUAUUAAUACUGGAUGCUGCCCAUUGCUAGGCUUCCUGAAGUUGUCCAGUAAAUGAUAGUCGACUUUUAGGGAGAUGGGUCUUAAGAGACAAGCGCUAAAAUGACUAACAGGUUGAACUGAGGGGCUGCAAAAUUGACCAGCUUGAUGAAUAAGAUUUUUCUUGUUUUCCUUGGACAGGUCCCCUUUAAGAAAGUGUUAAUAGUUCCUCAUUUUCCCCAAAGUGAAAGUCUGCUGAUAAAUAAAACCUCAUCAGUUCUUUGACAGCUUUGAAACUGGACUUUCCCUUUUUAGUAGAAUGUUUUCCAUGUGCUGUUUUUAAGCCAGGCUCGACAAACUCACCUCAUCACCCACUGAAAUAAUUUCCACAUCCGUAAAUAAUGAAUAAUGAAGCAGUGGCCAGUCCGUCACAUUAAUUGCCAGACUCUCGAUUCUCAGAGGUUGACUACUAGAAAAUACAAUGUUGGUCUCACCAAAGCUGCCACAUUCUCAGUGCACUUGUCAAAUAUGUUGAACAGGAAUCUCUCACUGUGUCUGUAUUAAGCCGUCAUGUUGCCAACUUGAGGUGCAAAUGUCAUCUCUUUAUGUGCGUACACAAACUGGUGAAUCUUCUGUUUGCCAAGUAGCCUUUAGCCAACUUGAGCAUAUGACUGCACAGCUGGGAAGCAGCCGUCACCACUGCCAGCCUACACAGCCACCACCAGAAGAGGCACUACAGUGACCGCACCAACACAGGACCACACGACACUAUGGACUAAUGCAAUUCAGACCUGUGCCUUGACUAUGUUGUUAUUGUUGUUGCUGUGUCUGUGUGUAGUACACAGCCUCGCUGUGGGGCUCCAGUUGUAUGAAUGCAUCUACUUUGUUUCUGAGUUGUAACGCGGUCUGUGGAUGGGUUUGCAUGACGUUUUCUACUUCACCAUGGCGACGUCUGCCUGUAGCAACAUUGCAGGCAGAUGCACCAGAGGCCCUGAGCACAGUGGGGAUCAGUGAGGACACUUAAUCCCAUUCGUUUUGGUCUAAUAAGUUUUUGUCAGUUUAAUGCAAUUAUAUUCAUUUUGACUUAGCACCACUUAAAAAAACAGCCAUCUGAAGGUGCUUUAUUUUGUUACAAUAUUGGAGAGAGAUCCCCAACAAAUCCCAUUAUAACCAGCACUUGGUGACAUCUAAACAGGAGGCAGUUUACUAAAAAGAAAAGAAGAAAAAGUGAGUUACAGUAUGGCAGUGUUGUGAAUUUAACUAAGUACAUUUACUCAUAUACUGUACUGAAGUACUUGUUAUGCUGUUUGUACUCUACUGUUGAAAUACUCUGAGCUAAAUGUAGCAAACUACAGCUCUAAUUACAAAUUAUUUAGCAAAUUAAAUGUUUUUUUCUUUGAAAUCAGCUAAUAAAUGAUGCAAAAAUUUUAAUAAAUUAUAUAUUUUUAUGAUGCUGCCCAGCAGAAAAUAAAUUUAAAUGAUAUGCCUAAUGAAUUAAUAAUACAGUUCUAAAAAGGGCCAUACUGCAUGAGUGCUGCAGUAUUGCUGCUUUCUCUUUAAAGAUCUAAAUACUUUCACCACUGCAUUGUGGGUAAUAUUUAGUUCUCAUGACCCAUAUUAUAGACCAAAAAUCAAUUUUUGACCAUUGCCAUUUGACUGAUUUCUUCUUUCAUAUUUAAAUAGGUACUCAAACAUUACAGUGCAUCAAAUAGCAUGGGUGGAUUUCUUUGUUACAUUAACAUUUUUGCAUUUAUCUUAAAAUAACAAAACCUGCUCAGUCUUUUUAAACUGGUGCUUGAUCACAUGAAGUCCUCCCUGCUUUGCAUCCUUACUGUGACCCACGGCCUGCUGCCUGCAUGAGGAUGGAUAAAUAGAGCUUGUACCUUCAGCUUUAAUCGAAAUCGAGCGUCUCAUUCUGAACCUAUGGAACGGUUUGGAAUCGGCAGAUUUCCGAUGCAGCUUUUGGUUUUGUUUUGCAGGAGCUGAGGACAAACUGACUGAGGGAGCACGUGGAGCUCCUGUUUGGUUUCAUGUGUUGGUACAGUGGUGAUAAUUUAUGGUUGUGCCUGAGAUAGAGAUAUGUUUACUUGUUAUAAGACUAGUGAAAAGACCUUAAUAUAUUGUCCCCACUGCCCACUUGCCUUUACUUCACCUGCACAGUGAGCAUGUGCAAACCAAACUAUUCAACACUGGCAAGGCUGUUAAAUGUCUGUAGAUGGUAGGUGGUAUAUGCAUCACUGUUAUCUAUGUUGAAAAGAAAGUACAUAUUCUGUAAAGAGGAUGCCUGAAUGAAAAACAUUGAAAUCAAACAGUAUUGUAUGAAAAAGAAGUACAAUUUUACUUAUUUUAGAAAUUUUAUUGUCAGUUACAUUUCAACUUGUAUGGUAGUGAUGUAUCAGUCUACCCCCCUCCACCCCCCCCCCCCGGUACAACAGAAAACACAUAACUGCACACAAUCAAAAAUAAAUCACCUCACUCAGACUAUUUUUUUGCUUAUUUUUCCUAGAAAGUAGUUCCUGUCACACAUACACACACUUAUUACUCAGACCACACUGUGUUACUGGUACCCUGUAUGUAUCGUGUCAUCUUCAUGUAUGGAUUUGUGUCAGAUCUAUUAAACGACUAUCACAGA
Molecule: messenger RNA, 8907 nt
Organism: Archocentrus centrarchus (flier cichlid)
Lineage: Eukaryota; Metazoa; Chordata; Actinopteri; Cichliformes; Cichlidae
Gene: phldb1b
Product: pleckstrin homology-like domain, family B, member 1b
Exons: 23
Coding region: 173-4747 (1524 amino acids)
Biological process (GO): regulation of microtubule cytoskeleton organization
Cellular component (GO): basal cortex
Molecular function (GO): protein binding
Source: RefSeq, a predicted model, not a curated record